This is a messenger RNA of Chanos chanos (milkfish), 2173 nucleotides long. RefSeq names its product DnaJ (Hsp40) homolog, subfamily C, member 1 (gene dnajc1). Gene Ontology annotation, cellular component: endomembrane system. Bases 158 to 1744 code for a protein of 528 amino acids. The record is from RefSeq and is a predicted model, not a curated record. The transcript is spliced from 12 exons. NCBI's taxonomy places the organism in Eukaryota, Metazoa, Chordata, Actinopteri, Gonorynchiformes, Chanidae.
AUCAGGCGGCUUCUCCUUUAAGACAAACCGGGAAGCUGUAGCCACGUUUGACUGUAGGCAAGCAGAAACUAUGAUAGAUUAAUCUACAUGUUCUCUUUUUUGGAUGGGCCAUUGAUGCCGAGGCUUAGCUGUAACGUUACGCGCAAAACGUUUCAAAAUGACUUCACCUGAGGUCAUUACUUUCCUGCUGUUGGCCGGAUUUUUCAUUAACCAACCACUGUUAACAUUAGCAUGGGAUACAGACUUGGAGCUUUUCGACUUGGUUGAGGAAAUCCCCCAAACCUUCUACGAAUUCCUCUCAGUGAAUCGAGAUGCUUCAUCCUCCGAUAUCAAGAAGGCGUACCGAAAGCUUUCUCUUAUAUUGCACCCUGACAAGAACAAAGAUGAAAAUGCAGAAACCCAGUUCCGGCAGCUCGUGGCAAUCUAUGAGGUCUUGAAGGAUGAAGAAAGGAGGAAAAAAUACGAUGACAUCCUCGAGAAUGGUCUGCCUGACUGGAGACAGCCUGUGUUCUACUACAGACGUGUGAGGAAAAUGAGCAAUGGGGAGCUGGGCUUCCUUCUUUUCCUCAUCCUGACAGUGGGCCACUAUGCAGUCAUCUGGUCUAUUUAUCUAGAGAAGCAGCUGGAUGAGCUUCUGAGCAAGAAGAAGAAAGAGAAGAAGAAAAAGCAAAGCAGUAAGAUUACAGAGGAGAUAAAGUCCCCUGGUCAAGAUAAUAUUGAGAGAUCCUCAGAUAAACCACACUGGCAAGAUAUAUUACCACUUAAACUAAGCAUCUGGCUCUACCUUUCCGUGAAGUCUCUUCCUCAAGUCAUUCAGGAUGUGAAACAGUACUACAGGGACUACAAAGAAAUGAAAGUAAAGCAGAAAGAAGAAGAAGAGGCUCUGGCAGAACAGGAAGCACAACAAAGAGAGAAACGACCCAAAGUGAAGAAACCCAAAGUAGAAUUUCCAGUCUAUGAACCCUCUAUGGAUGCUGCCUAUGCGCCCGCCUAUGAUCAGGGUGUCUCGAUUGAAGACAUUGAAGAUCAGAUGGAUGACUGGCUAGAGGAUAGGAAGCAGCAGAAGAAAAAAAUGCCUGAGUGGACAGAGGAAGAUCUGUCUCAGCUGAGCCGCAGUAUGGCUAAGUUCCCUGGGGGCACGCCGGGGCGGUGGGAGAAGAUAGCUCAUGAACUGGGCAGAUCAGUGGCUGAUGUCACUGCCAAAGCAAAACAGGUGAAAGACAGCGUCACUAAUACAUCAGGUCUGGUGAAACUGUCUGAGCUGAAGAGUGGGACUGCACUGGGAAAGGGCUCCAAAAUGGGAGCACUGCCAGACAGCCUCAUGACACAGAGAGAGGAGUCCAUACUACCAGAGGAGUCAGCAGGGGGUGAGGAGUCAGAAAACAAACCGCUUAGGAGGCGUGUUAGAAAGAGUGCGAGCGGCACUGCAAAAGGGGAGGAAGAAAAGGUUAAGGGUCGCAGACAGAGGGACUUUGACCCGACAGCCUUGGAAGAAGACAGUGAAGAUGAGAAAAAAACAUCAGCUCUAGCACAGCCCAAAGAAAAAGCCAGUGCUGGUGAUGAUGUCUGGACCCAGAACCAGCAGAAGUUGCUGGAACUGGCUUUGCAGCAGUUCCCACGCGGUACCUCAGAGCGCUGGGACAGAAUCGCUAAGGUGGUGCCAGGAAAAACGAAGGAGGAGUGUAUGAUUCGUUACAAGCUUAUAGCAGAACUGGUGCAGAAACGGAAACAGGCAAAGAGCUGACCUCCCUGAGGCGACUUGCUAGCUUCUUUUCACAGUACCUCUCACCUGUCUUAUCAUGUGCCUUAGCUCUACCCAAAACAUGCAUCCAAAGUCACAGGGUUGCAGAUUACCUGGAAUGUUCAGCUAUAUACUUAAUUGUUACUGUUAGUCAUGGGGAGGAUCCUCACUAACCCCACUGUCACCGGAUAUUACAAGUGUCUUGAAUAAUUGUUUUUAUUUAUUUUAAUUCCUUUUUUUGUGCUGAAGUUGUUGUUUCUCUAUGCAAUAGACUUGGAAUGACCGAAUGAGGAACUAAGAGAUUCAGCAUUUAUACAGGUGCUUUUCUAAACACCUUGAAACAUAUGUUUUCAUUGGCACAGUUAUGUGUAAUCUUUAAUGUUUUGUUUUGUUGAUUUAAGUUUAAACAUAAAGUGUUUGCAUUCGACUUAA